AUGUUAACAACUUACGAGGCGGAGUAUGGCUACAUAUUAGAGGUAGAUUUGGAAUAUCACGACGAAUUGCAUAAAAUGCAUAAAGAUUUACCACUGUGUCCGGAACACUACAUACCUCCCAUCUCAGAAAGUAAGCAGCCAAAAUUGACGACCACGCUACUUCCCAAGCAAAAUUACGUUGUUCAUUACCGCGUCUUAAAACAAUGCUUAGAAUUAGGUUUAAAACUAGCCAAAAUUCAUAAGGUUUUGAAGUUUAGACAAUUACCGUGGCUCAAAGAGUACAUGAAUUUAAAUACAGACUUACGCAAAAAAUCAAACAAUGAAUUCGGAAAAAACUUCUAUAAACUGAUGAACAACGCAGUUUUCGGUAAGACAAUGGAAAAUGUUACGAAGUAUAGUGAUGUCAGGCUGAUCACGAAAUGGAAUGGAAGAUACGGUGCUAGAGCUACUAUAGCCAAACCAAAUUUCCACAGUUGUACAAUCUUUGAUAAAGAUAUGAUAAUAGUUGAAUUGCAUCUUGCGAAGACCUUCAUCUACGAUUUUCACUACAAGUAUAUUGAAACGAGAUUUGGGAAUCAGGCAAAAUUGAUGUACAUUGACACGGAUAGUUUGAUAUAUCACUUCACCGUCCCCAACAUUUACAAAUGCAUCAAACAGGACUUGGAUGAAUUUGAUACCUCCGAUUAUCCACCCGACAACAUCUACGAAAUGCCGUUGGUUAACAGAAGAGUUCCGGGUUUGAUGAAAGAUGGGUGUAACGGAAAAAUAAUGGUGGAAUUUAUUUGCUUGAGAGCUAAGUUUUACUCAUUCAGAGUGAUGGGGGAGGAUAAGGAUGAAAAACGAGCCAAGGGUGUCAAAGGAUCCCUGUUAAAAACUAUAACCUUCAAUGAUUACUUCAAGUGUGCUUUCGAACACGGAAAUUUAGUCGAACGUCAGAGUGUGAUACAGAGUCAAAAGCAUCAGGUCUGUACCAUUGAACAGAAAAAAGUAGCACUGAGCUGGAAUGACGAUCAGCGUAUCGUAUUUCGAAACACAACCGAUACGCUGCCGUGGGGCUACAAGACCUGCAAUUAA
Messenger RNA from Diprion similis, 1074 nucleotides. RefSeq lists its product as uncharacterized. The transcript is spliced from 3 exons. NCBI's taxonomy places the organism in Eukaryota, Metazoa, Arthropoda, Insecta, Hymenoptera, Diprionidae. Bases 1 to 1074 code for a protein of 357 amino acids. The record is from RefSeq and is a predicted model, not a curated record.